AUGUCCUCCUCCUCCUCCUCCAAGCUCCGCGAUCGACUACACGAGGACGGCUUCGUAGUGAUUCGGCAAAUCCUGAGCGCCGAUGAGCUGCGCACCCUGCGCGCCGCCGCGGCGCGCGCCACGGAGCUGGCGCGGACCGGGCAGUGGCCGCACAUUCGGACCGUGGGCAAGCAGUUUCCCCCAUGGCCCUCGACGCCGGGGCCCGAAGGCAUCUGGGGGGUCCAGGGACUGCUAAACCCGGACCUGGCGGGGUCCGAGAUCUUUGCGCAGAGCUAUUUCGGCGACGCCGUCCUCGGCGUGGCCAAGGAGCUCAUGGAUGACUGCGGCGACGACGACCUGGUCAUGGAGCUCUUCAACAUGCUGGUGCGGCCCGAGCGCGACUUUGCCCUGCGCUGGCACCGCGACGACGUGCCCGCGACGGCCACGGCCGACGAGGAAAUGGCCCGGCUGCGCGAGCCCGAGUGGCACACGCAGUGGAACCUCGCGCUCUACGACGACGACAGCCUCGUUGCCGUCCCCGGUUCUCACGCCCGGGCGCGCACCGACGCCGAGAGGGCCGCGGACCCGUUUGCCGCCGACAUGCCCGGCCAGGCCAUUGUCCACCUCGACGCGGGCGAUGUCGUCUUUUACAACAAUAAUAUUCUGCACCGCGGCGUAUACGACUCGACCAAGGAGAGAAUGAGUCUCCACGGGUCUGUCGGCCACGCCGGCGGCAGCCAGCUGCGCGCCAGGAAUGUGCUGCAGCAUGGAGUCGGAAAAUGGGUCGACCGGUGCGACUUUAGCUCGCUGGGCGAGAAGGAGAGGGCGAGAGCCGAAGGCAUGAGGGCCAGGCUAGUGAAGCUCGGCACUGAGAGCGGCGAUGUUGGUUAUUCUCACCAAGAUUGA
This is a messenger RNA of Pestalotiopsis fici W106-1, 885 nucleotides long. RefSeq lists its product as uncharacterized. NCBI's taxonomy places the organism in Eukaryota, Fungi, Ascomycota, Sordariomycetes, Amphisphaeriales, Sporocadaceae. The coding region runs from base 1 to 885 and encodes 294 amino acids. The record is from RefSeq and is a predicted model, not a curated record. The transcript has a single exon.